Messenger RNA from Diplodia corticola, 2088 nucleotides. RefSeq names its product substrate-binding domain cholesterol oxidase. Gene Ontology annotation, cellular component: mitochondrion. Lineage: Eukaryota; Fungi; Ascomycota; Dothideomycetes; Botryosphaeriales; Botryosphaeriaceae. The transcript is spliced from 4 exons. Bases 1 to 2088 code for a protein of 695 amino acids. The record is from RefSeq and is a predicted model, not a curated record. Gene Ontology annotation, molecular function: FAD binding; D-arabinono-1,4-lactone oxidase activity.
AUGGAGCAAGAACAAUUGCCGAACCUCCAAGAUCGGAACUCUAGGAAUAUUUCCGAGGCCCUGAUCGAACAUCUUGACGACUUGGCUGACAAGGGAUACAAUGUUGACAUCGAUAGGCUUAAGCGAUCCCUCAGAGUAGCGCGACCUCAACAAGUCACCCGUAGAGCAGCGCAGCUCUCGUGGAGUCCGCAGUCCGGCGAUGCGGCGCCGCCGGACCCCGACCUGCUGGACCCGCUGAAGUGGCUCCGUCAGAUACUACUUGCCUUCCGAGACUAUUCCGAAUACCAAGACGCGCUGAAAGCGAUGGAGGUGCCCGAGCUCAGGCAGAUGAUUGAGACUUUUGUGGACGAGGGAGAGAUAACCGACAAAUGGCCCCAUCUUGACCUGUUCAUCAGGAAAUAUGAGGAAAAGACGAGGAAAGAGGAUGCACAUGACUUCCACAACUGGGGUAUGACAACGCACCGCAAGAACGUCGAUCAUCACUACCCCAAAACGGUGUCGGAUGUGCAGGCAGUUGUGCGAUUGGCAAAGGAACAGGGGCGCCGUGUGCGAUGCGCUGGAUUCCGUCACAGCUGGUCACCUAUACACGCGGACGACAACGAAGUGUUGAUAACCUUUGUCAGCAAAUGGGCCGGAAAGCACCCGUCCAACUGCGUGAGCCUGUCCUGCAAGGACUUUGAGAAUGACCCGGCCCACGAGCUCAAGCAAAUCCACCUCCUGGACACUUACUCGGCCAUCGACAGUACGAAGCGGCUCUGCAAAGUCGGCGUUGCCGUCACCAACGAAGAUUUCCGGCGCUGGGCUACCAAACACAACCAAUGGGCGCUUCCGCUCAACGUCAUCCUCGUUGAGGUCACCAUGGGCGGCGUGAACGGCCCCAUCUGCCACGGGGCCGGCCACCGCCACAAGACCACGUCUGACCUGGUCGAGUGUGUGGACUACGUCGACUGUAAUGGAGAGCGGCGCACCGUCAGCAAUCCUGAGCAGUUGCGUGCGGCCGCCGGUUCUUUCGGGCUCAUGGGAGUCGUCACUCACCUCACGCUUCGGCUGGAUAAGAUGACGUACGUUGCGAUGCGCCCGCAAAAGAGGAGUGCAGUCACGGCUGUGCCUCCGCCGGACCCUAGUCUAGUUCCGCCAGGCAUCCAACCAACAUGGUUCAAGGGCUUGACGCCCGAGGCUGCUCGGGCGAAGCUAGCGCAGCCUAUUCGCGAGUUCGAGAACCACGCGCUCAACGACUACUAUAGCGAGUGGUUCUGGUUUCCUUACCAGGAGAGUGUUUGGGUUAAUACCUGGACUACGGUCGAAGAUGGUGCUGGCGCUACCGACUAUCCUAGCUACAAGGGGGUGUUUUGCCAUUGGUUGUUAGGAUGGUUUGCUGGUGUGCUGACCGAGUGGACUGUCUUCCACAUGCUUCCAAAUGCCUGCAAGGCCAGUCUUCUCGGUUGUCUGAGCAUGAUGGUCUUGCCGGACAGACAGGAGCCGAAGACCCAUCUGACCAAUGCACUGCACUUCCGUCGCGGCAUCCACAACAUGCGCGUGCGAGACGUCGAGUUCGAAAUCCCGCUGCCGCCGUCCAAGAAUGACCCGACCAAGCCUGAUCUAGACGUUGCUCGCAAAGCGUGGUGGGACGUCAUCCAUCUCUUCUACAGCGACAACGAGCCCAGCAUGCGUAUCGCCCUGGAAAUGCGCAUCAUGGCCGACUCGGACAUCAUCAUGGCGCCCCAGUACGGCAACGGCCGACUGGGUACAGCCAGCAUUGAAAUCAUUACGGUGCAGGAUCCUCGGCCAGGCAAAAACAAGAACUGGGACGAUUUCACGCAGAAGGUGGCGGACAAGUGGAUGAAGUAUCAGUACCGAGCAGAAGAUGGUUCCGUCAGGAUGCCGAAGCCUCACUGGGCCAAGGAGUGGCGCGAUCUCAAGGUGGACGAGGUUCCUAUGGAGAGGUUCCUGAAGGAAACUGCCUACCCCAUGCAGAUACGUGAGUUCAAGAAGACGCUGGAGUCGAUCGGCAAGGAUCACGGCUGGAAACUGGAUGACCUGAAAAAGACGUUCUCCAAUAAGUUCUGGGACGAGAUGAUAUGGUCUUGA